GGGCCAGCCUGGCCGCCAUACAGGUCUGGAAUUUUCCUUGCAGCUGCGAUUGGCCUUUGUACAGCAUUCAGUUUCAACCUGCGAGAAGAACAGAAGUGAAAAGCCCAGCUCCGUUGCCGUGCGAUUGAAAAAGUGAUUAAUAUUUAAUUUGACCAAGUGCUGAGCGUUAAAUAAUUGUGUGUUGAGAAAAGUGUUUAAUACAGUGAAGGAUGCAGAUCUUCGUGAAGACGCUGACUGGCAAGACCAUCACGCUGGAGGUCGAGCCAUCGGACACGAUCGAGAACGUGAAGGCUAAGAUCCAGGACAAGGAGGGUAUUCCUCCAGAUCAGCAGCGUUUGAUCUUCGCCGGAAAGCAGCUGGAGGAUGGUCGUACUCUGUCCGACUACAACAUCCAGAAGGAGUCGACCCUUCACUUGGUCCUCCGUCUGCGUGGAGGUAUGCAGAUCUUCGUGAAGACGCUGACUGGCAAGACCAUCACGCUGGAGGUCGAGCCUUCGGACACGAUCGAGAACGUGAAGGCUAAGAUCCAGGACAAGGAGGGUAUUCCUCCAGAUCAGCAGCGUUUGAUCUUCGCCGGAAAGCAGCUGGAGGAUGGUCGUACUCUGUCCGACUACAACAUCCAGAAGGAGUCGACCCUUCACUUGGUCCUCCGUCUGCGUGGAGGUAUGCAGAUCUUCGUGAAGACGCUGACUGGCAAGACCAUCACGCUGGAGGUCGAGCCGUCGGACACGAUCGAGAACGUGAAGGCUAAGAUCCAGGACAAGGAGGGUAUUCCUCCAGAUCAGCAGCGUUUGAUCUUCGCCGGAAAGCAGCUGGAGGAUGGUCGUACUCUGUCCGACUACAACAUCCAGAAGGAGUCGACCCUUCACUUGGUCCUCCGUCUGCGUGGAGGUAUGCAGAUCUUCGUGAAGACGCUGACUGGCAAGACCAUCACGCUGGAGGUCGAGCCAUCGGACACGAUCGAGAAUGUGAAGGCUAAGAUCCAGGACAAGGAGGGUAUUCCUCCAGAUCAGCAGCGUUUGAUCUUCGCCGGAAAGCAGCUGGAGGACGGUCGUACUCUGUCCGACUACAACAUCCAGAAGGAGUCGACCCUUCACUUGGUCCUCCGUCUGCGUGGAGGUAUGCAGAUCUUCGUGAAGACGCUGACUGGCAAGACCAUCACGCUGGAGGUCGAGCCGUCGGACACGAUCGAGAACGUGAAGGCUAAGAUCCAGGACAAGGAGGGUAUUCCUCCAGAUCAGCAGCGUUUGAUCUUCGCCGGAAAGCAGCUGGAGGAUGGUCGUACUCUGUCCGACUACAACAUCCAGAAGGAGUCGACCCUUCACUUGGUCCUCCGUCUGCGUGGAGGUAUGCAGAUCUUCGUGAAGACGCUGACUGGCAAGACCAUCACGCUGGAGGUCGAGCCUUCGGACACGAUCGAGAACGUGAAGGCUAAGAUCCAGGACAAGGAGGGUAUUCCUCCAGAUCAGCAGCGUUUGAUCUUCGCCGGAAAGCAGCUGGAGGAUGGUCGUACUCUGUCCGACUACAACAUCCAGAAGGAGUCGACCCUUCACUUGGUCCUCCGUCUGCGUGGAGGUAUGCAGAUCUUCGUGAAGACGCUGACUGGCAAGACCAUCACGCUGGAGGUCGAGCCGUCGGACACGAUCGAGAACGUGAAGGCUAAGAUCCAGGACAAGGAGGGUAUUCCUCCAGAUCAGCAGCGUUUGAUCUUCGCCGGAAAGCAGCUGGAGGAUGGUCGUACUCUGUCCGACUACAACAUCCAGAAGGAGUCGACCCUUCACUUGGUCCUCCGUCUGCGUGGAGGUAUGCAGAUCUUCGUGAAGACGCUGACUGGCAAGACCAUCACGCUGGAGGUCGAGCCUUCGGACACGAUCGAGAACGUGAAGGCUAAGAUCCAGGACAAGGAGGGUAUUCCUCCAGAUCAGCAGCGUUUGAUCUUCGCCGGAAAGCAGCUGGAGGACGGUCGUACUCUGUCCGACUACAACAUCCAGAAGGAGUCGACCCUUCACUUGGUCCUCCGUCUGCGUGGAGGUAUGCAGAUCUUCGUGAAGACGCUGACUGGCAAAACCAUCACGCUGGAGGUCGAGCCGUCGGACACGAUCGAGAACGUGAAGGCUAAGAUCCAGGACAAGGAGGGUAUUCCUCCAGAUCAGCAGCGUUUGAUCUUCGCCGGAAAGCAGCUGGAGGACGGACGCACCUUGUCCGACUACAACAUCCAGAAGGAGUCGACCCUUCACUUGGUUCUUCGACUUCGCGGGGGAAACUGAGUCGAACGAACUGAAACAUCGAUACGGCUUCAUUUUCUUUGCGGGACGUCUAAAUUCAUCUCACCUCCUAAAUUAUGUACCUCACCAUCUGUUCUGUGUGCUUAAUGCAGUUUGAUAGAGAUUGUAUGAGGAAGGAUGUGAGAAGUAUAGAGAUAAUUCCAAUAAAAGAAGUGGCAUGAGUUAGAA
This is a messenger RNA of Anopheles stephensi (Asian malaria mosquito), 2453 nucleotides long. RefSeq names its product polyubiquitin-C. Lineage: Eukaryota; Metazoa; Arthropoda; Insecta; Diptera; Culicidae. Gene Ontology annotation, cellular component: cytoplasm; nucleus. Gene Ontology annotation, molecular function: protein tag activity; ubiquitin protein ligase binding. The coding region runs from base 210 to 2267 and encodes 685 amino acids. The record is from RefSeq and is a predicted model, not a curated record. The transcript has 2 exons. Gene Ontology annotation, biological process: modification-dependent protein catabolic process; protein ubiquitination.